GACCCGUUUCUCUAACUUGCCUGUCGCCGGAACAACAGUAAACAACUGUGAGUUGAACGUUGCAGAGCGGCAAAGUUGCGUACGAGUUAAAACAAAAAAAAAGGAAAAAGUACUAUUAGAAAUGGGAAAAUUGCUACAAAAGCUGUCCAUACAGGUCAGUUUGCUGCUGAUGUUCAUCUGCCUGAUGCAAGCUUUAGACUUUCACGAGCAGCAGUUGCAGCAACAGACGCUGGACGAGCAGCUGCGCCUGCAACACCAGCAACAGAUGCAGCAACAGCAGCGUGAGCAGCAGCUGCUACUACGUCACGCCUCCACGACAACGACACGAAAGCCCUAUGUGAUACCCCAAGGUCUGUCGCUGCCACAACGCGGAAUAAAUCCGCCGAAAUGUUUCCGGGAAGUGCCUGCUGUGUUCUUUCAGUACGACAAGGAUGUAAAAAUCGUUGGCAACAGCACCGUCGAUCGGUACUUCAAUGUCAUCGAGGUCUGCUGCAAGGGCUGGCGGCGUUACGAGUAUGAUUGGAGCAGAUGUGUUCCGGAUUGCGGCGAUCGUUGCCAGGAGAAUGGUUUUUGCUUGCCAGGCGGUCGCUGUCAAUGUUUCAAUGACUUUGUACUCAACUAUCGCAACAAUUGUGUGCCCACCUGUCCGCUGGGCUGUCCCCAUGGCCAGUGCUUUUUGAAUGGCACUUGCAGAUGCGACAAGGGAUUCGAGCUGGACGGCUCGAAACGCUUCUGCCAGCCACAGUGCAACACCACUUGUGGCCACAACGAGAUCUGCAUGGAGCCCGGCAAGUGUGUCUGUGCCGAGGGCUAUGCCAGAGGAUUGCGUGAAUCCGAUUCCCUGGGCUGCCAGCCCAUGUGUAUUCCCGAUUGCGGCUAUGGACAUUGUGUAGCACCAAAUCAAUGCGAAUGCUUUCCCAACUACAAAAAGCGUGAAAAUCGCUCAUCCUGUGAGAGUGAUUGUUAUUUUCGAUGUGAGAAUGGCUUCUGUGCAAAUCGCACAACCUGUGUGUGUCAAAAUGGCUAUCGAUACGAUCAGAACACGACCAGCUGCCUGCCGGACUGUGGAGACGACUGUGAAAAUGGGGUUUGCAUUUCCCCGGGAAAUUGUCGCUGCUUCAAUGGCUAUGUGAGGAAUCGACAGCGUUGCGAGGCGGUCUGUGAUCGCGGCUGCGGCUUCUAUGGCCGAUGCAUUGCACCCAAUGUGUGCGGCUGUGCCGUUGUUCCAGGCCCCUUUAGCAGCUACCAGAGAUGCGAAAAUGGCUAUUGCAAUGCCGAGGGACACUGUCGCUGUGUGGUGGGCAAGACUCGAUUCAUUGACAUGUGCAUGUCCCCGGAUGCGGUUACCACAUAUGCUGCCAUGAAUCCACCGCGGGUGAAUGCCUCGCUGAUGCAUGAGUUCGAUCUUCUGCUGGGCAGGCACUUUACACUGGGUGGUGUCGACAUGUAUCACUCUUCCAUGUGGUGGGUGUAAUGUGGAGCGAUAAGCAUACUAUAAAUGUAAAUCCAAAUACGCAUAAUUAAUAUUUACGUUUUCGAUGUCAAGCAUAAAAGAAAAUAUUGUCUUGAAAUUGAAAUACAGACUAAAACAAUA
Molecule: messenger RNA, 1594 nt
Organism: Drosophila nasuta
Lineage: Eukaryota; Metazoa; Arthropoda; Insecta; Diptera; Drosophilidae
Gene: NimB4
Product: Nimrod B4
Exons: 3
Coding region: 122-1474 (450 amino acids)
Source: RefSeq, a predicted model, not a curated record